CUAUUUGUCUCGUAUAAUAUAAAAAAAAUCCACCCCCUUUGUUCUGUCCUUUCUUUCUCACUGGAUCUUUAGUAUCCAUCUCAAUUUUUAUUUACAGUAUUCAUAUCCCUUUCUCCUCUCUGUCUAUCUCCCCCAACGUUCUCGUCCACCUCCUUUUCUGCUUCAUCUUCUGCCAGCACUGUCACUUUUAGGUUUCUGUAUUGUAAUUAUCGAGUUGCCCCUUUUGAGAUUAUUUCCCAAAUUGUGUUCAUUGUAGAGUUAAAAGAAUUGGAGCUGUUGAUUUGGGCUGAAGGUUUUAUCUUUUUUUUUGAGAUCUGAAUUCUGCUUUUGAUAGAAAUGGGAAGUUCUGAGGAGAGAGUUGUGGCUGUGAUCAUGGUCGGUGGACCAACCAAAGGUACACGUUUCCGCCCAUUGUCAUUGAAUAUCCCAAAGCCACUUUUUCCAUUAGCAGGACAGCCAAUGGUUCAUCAUCCGAUCUCUGCCUGUAAAAAGAUUCCGAACCUAGCGCAGAUCUACCUCAUUGGCUUCUAUGAGGAGCGUGAAUUUGCUAUAUAUGUGUCUUCAAUCUCGAAUGAACUAAGAAUUCCUGUCAGAUACCUGAAGGAGGACAAACCACAUGGUUCAGCUGGAGGCCUUUACAACUUUAGGGAUCUGCUUAUGGAAGACAGCCCGUCACAUAUAUUUUUGCUGAACUGCGACGUUUGCUGCAGCUUUCCUUUGCCUGAGAUGCUCGAGGCUCAUAGAAGAUAUGGUGGAAUGGGAACCAUUCUUGUCAGCAAGGUGUCUGCUGAGACAGCCAGUGAAUUUGGUGAACUGGUUGCUGACCCCGAAACCAAUGAACUGUUGCAUUACACAGAGAAACCUGAAACUUUUGUGAGUGAUCGCAUCAACUGUGGUGUGUACGUAUUUACGCCCGAUAUCUUUAAUGCUAUUCAAGGAGUAUCCACUCAGAGGAAAGACAGAGCUAAUCUAAGGCGUGUAUCCAGCUUUGAAGCUCUUCAGCCAGUAAAUAGGAGUCUUCCAACAGACUUUGUACGGUUGGAUCAAGAUAUUUUGACCCCUCUUGCAGGGAAGAAGCAGCUAUAUACCUAUGAAACCAUGGAUUUCUGGGAACAAAUUAAAACACCAGGGAUGUCUUUGAAAUGCUCCGGUCUCUACCUGGCUCAAUAUAGUUCCACAUCACCACAUCUUUUGGCAAGUGGGGAUGGCUCAAAGACUGCAACCAUCAGCGGUGAUGUUUAUAUCCAUCCAUCUGCUAAAGUUCAUCCAACUGCCAAGAUUGGUCCAAAUGUUUCAAUUUCUGCUAAUGCUCGUAUUGGAGCUGGUGCCAGGCUCAUCAGUUGUAUUAUCCUUGAUGAUGUUGAAAUCAAGGAAAAUGCGGUUGUUAUUCAUGCAAUUGUUGGCUGGAAGUCUUCAAUUGGCAGAUGGUCAAGAGUCCAGGGUGUAGGAGACUACAACACAAAGCUCGGGAUCACAAUUCUUGGUGAAUCUGUGUUGGUCGAGGAUGAAGUAGUGGUAAUCAACAGCAUUGUUCUGCCAAACAAGACUCUUAAUGUGAGUGUCCAAGAAGAGAUCUUACUUUAAACACAGAGAGAUGAAUUUGGCAGUGCCCCCUUUUGCUAAUGCUACUAAGCCAUCUUCAUCCCCCUAGGCUUGUAUUACCAUUUUAAUUCUAUGUAUGUAUUGUUUGUACAUUUGAAUACGGAACAAUUUUGCUAGUUUACUGUUUAUUUGUAAUUUUCAAUAGUAAGAACUGCAAUAAACCCUUCUUUUCUUAAUUUUA
Molecule: messenger RNA, 1783 nt
Organism: Solanum tuberosum (potato)
Lineage: Eukaryota; Viridiplantae; Streptophyta; Magnoliopsida; Solanales; Solanaceae
Product: mannose-1-phosphate guanyltransferase alpha
Exons: 15
Coding region: 337-1584 (415 amino acids)
Biological process (GO): biosynthetic process
Source: RefSeq, a predicted model, not a curated record